UUUCCGGUUUCUAUGUAAACAAUUUUUGUACAACUAGCAACCCAACUGUCACAACCUCCCUGGUCACAAUUGAAAAUAACCGAUUUACUUGUAUUUUUUUGCGGGAAAAAAAUCUUCUGACAUUAUAAAGAAAUGAAGAAGUUUUUUGAGGACAUUAAGAAAGACGUCAAAUUCAAAUCGGCAGGACCUGGAAAGAAACUCACAGAAGACUCCAGUUCCAAACCACGAGCAGUGCAGAGCAGCGGCACUUCCAAGUCGCGACAGACUCCCACGGAUGGUGCCCAGAGGGCAGGGGCUGCAGCCUUGGCCAGGAUCGACCAGCAGCACCGCCCUAAAGCCCCGACCUCACAGGAUGCGAUAAGAAACCAAGUGAAGAGAGAGUUGGAGGCAGAGGCUGCAGCAGCUGCAGAGAAGUUGAAAGCUGUAGCACUUGAAGAAUCCAAAGUGGCAGUUAAGGAUCCAUCGUGUUUCUCAGUGUCGGGCGUUUAUUUCACGUGCCCACUAACUGGAGCCACUCUGGCCAAGAAUGAGAGAGAAGUGCACAUUAAAGAGGCCAUCUUCAUGAGGUUUGAGGAGGACCCAGUGGAAGCCUCCAUUAUGAUGCUGCAUACCUUCAACAAGGACAGAGAGAAAGUAAAGGUUGCAGUGGACGUCAUUAGCAAAUACAUUGAAAACAUAUGUAAGAAUCCCACAGAGGAGAAGUACAGAAAAAUCAAGCUUAGCAACAAGGUCUUCCAGGAGAAGGUGAGGAAUGUAGAUGGCAGUCUGGAGUACUUGCUGGCCUUGGGAUUUGAGAGUGUCAUGCUGCCCGUGGAAGGACAAGAGGAGAGCGAGGAGUUCCUGCUGCUUGGGGAGCAGAGCCCCGAGGCCCUGGAGGAGAUGAGGGACAGGAGGGAUCGUCUGCAGAGGGGAGAGCCGGUCCGAGCCCAGCUGGACCGCCAGAUGCAGGCCUUCAGGCCCUCCCCCAACGCCACCCGCUUCGAGCUGCCUCCAGAGUUCUACAACCUGACGGCCGAGGAGCUUAAGAAGGAGCAGCUGCAGAAGAGCGAAGUGGUGGAGAAGAACGCCAUGCUGCGCACGAAGGCCAUGCGAGAGCGAGAGGAGCAGAGGGAGAGGAGGAAGUACAACUACACCCUGCUGAGAGUGCGGCUGCCCGACGGCAACCUGCUGCAAGGGACCUUCCUGGCCUGGGAACGGGUGGCCGCGCUCUUCCAGUUUGUGCGGGAAGCCCUGGUGGAUGGCUGGCCGUUCGAUCUCAUAGCGCCUGGAGGACUGAAACUCCGUGAGGACGAGGAUGUGGCUCUUAACGAGUGCAGCUUGGUUCCUACCGCUCUGCUGACGUUCUCCUGGGACGCGGCCGUGCAGCAGGACAUUGCGGCCGCCGGGGGGAAGGGCCCGGCCAUCCUCAAGCCCCAGCUCCUGGAGAACAUUCGGACGCUCAGCUGAGCGGGCAGGCCUCCACGGUCCACCGGGCCUCCCGAGUCAUCGCCCUCCAGCACACACACCCUGCGGAGCACUUUUUUACUCCUCCUUUCCCUCUUUCCUCCCAAUCUCUCUCCUCCCCUC
Molecule: messenger RNA, 1566 nt
Organism: Hypomesus transpacificus
Lineage: Eukaryota; Metazoa; Chordata; Actinopteri; Osmeriformes; Osmeridae
Gene: ubxn6
Product: UBX domain protein 6
Exons: 11
Coding region: 133-1446 (437 amino acids)
Cellular component (GO): cytoplasm
Molecular function (GO): protein binding
Source: RefSeq, a predicted model, not a curated record